CGCGCCUCAGCUGUAGUGUGUCACGGCUCCAAACUGCUCCAAAGUGUUGCUGAGGGGAAAAAUCACUCUGGACGGGGAAAAUCUCAGUGUCAUACCUGGAGUUCACACAAGCAUGGAGGGAUACGAACAAGGUGCUCAGAGACCCGACUCCAUCCCAGAAGUGGGUGAAGAUGCAGCGAACACAGUACAGCCUGCCUCUGACACAUCCCUUACUGAGGAGGAACAAGAGGAGCUACGCAGUGAACUGGUGAAGGUGGAGGAGGAAAUCCAGACUCUUACUCAAGUGUUGGCUUCCAAGGAGAGACACUUGGCAGAGAUCAAGCGGAAACUGGGUAUCACUCCAUUCAACGAGCUCAAGCAGAACCUGAGCCGGGGCUGGCAGGAAGUAACUACAUCCACAGCGUAUAGGAGGACCUCAGAAACGCUGAGCCAAGCUGGCCAGAAAGCCACGGCAGCGUUCUCCAGCGUGGGUUCAGCCAUCAGCAGAAAGCUAGAGGAUGUCAGGAACACUCCCACCUUCAAGUCAUUUGAGGAUAAAGUGGAGACUUUAAAGACCAAGGUGAGCCCCACUGGAUCAUCCACCGAGCUUGGGAACGAGUCCGACUCGACGGCGAGCGCAGAGCCGGUGGUCGAGCAGCCAGGCGGGACGACUGUUCUGGCUCCAGAGCCACACUGAGGAACAGCUUCUUCACCUCGCUCCACUCUUCCCUUCUUCUACCCUUCCUCCCCUCUGCUUCUUCCCUCCAUACUUAGCUGAAAAGCAAAACCGAUGCUCUGUGCUCACUUUCUUUCCCUCAAACUAGUUAGGAAAGACUGUGUUCAUAGGAAAUAUUAUCAUGGUGGACACAAGAAGAGUAGAAAGACGAGCUUUACGAGUCCACCGUUUUCUUAAAACCACACAUUGAUCUGUUUUUCGCACUACGUUGGUUCGAGGUCCUCCGAGAUCCGUUAACAUUUCAUCUUCUGAAUGUUCGCACGAGUCUAGAACAUGUGGUAGGCCAACACUGGAACUGAUCUCCGGUCAGGUGGAGAUGAUUGAAGACUUGAGGCUUCACAAAUUUUUAUGUGACUCCUGUUAUCUACUUGGUUCUCCCCCCCCCCAAAUCCCCCAAAACCCUCCAAACCCUAACACACAUACACACACAAAUAAGGCCAGUGUGCCCUUCAUGGGCUCAGAGACAUAGGGGUUUGAGGUCUACACUGGUAUCAGCCCACAGAUGUAUGCAGUUUUGCUGUAAAGGGCAAACAGUCAAGCUGCUAUUAGAAGACCAGAUAUGACUUUUCAAACAGAUAAUGUUUUUGUAUUCGUUACAUUUCCCUCAUAAAACACUGCCAUAAAAUUGCACUUAAAGGCUACUAUAAAUGUUAUCUCCUACUGUUUAGUAUCUCAUAGCAAAUGACUACAUAUCUGGAAAAGACCUUUUUUGUUUAAUGUGCGUGUUGGGGGUUUACCGAAUACAAAUGCCAAAAAAAUAUAUAGCGUAAAACCUUUUGUGAACAGAAGCCUUUGUACGUCAUUUAGAUGAGUAAUGCCGGAUAGUAGUAGUCAAAUCUCUAUAGGAUGUAUAUAAUUUAAACAAAAGUAGGUUUAUGUAUUAACAAAAAGUUAAAAUGUUGAAAACUUGGAAGUGCUCAGAGCUAUGUGUAGAAUUGAGGGAGAAAUAGAAAGUAGUUUUCCAACAUUCAAUGAGGGUCUACUAAAUCUCUGGAGGAACAUUAUGGGUAUAGAUAUUAUAAAAACUAGAACAAUUUUCACAAUGAAACAAAGCUAAGCCAAAAGAAUUCAAAACGAAAGUAUCGGCCAUUUAUUCCUACACGUAGCGCCACCUCUGUUUCUCUGUUUGGAGUGGACGCAUGGUACGACGUGUAGGGAAUAAAACACGACACGGCAUGCUGUUAUCCAGCGUCACGCUCUCACCUCCACAAGCUUGAUUCUGUAGUUCAUUUCACCGUACAGCAUGUCCUCAAGUGUUUUAUUCCCUUCAUACUACAGCAGCUUGCCAACGAUGAAAUGUUUUAUUCAUCAAAGAACCACACACCACUUUUUAUUCAUUUAUAGUUACACUUCAUGUUUUUCAGUGUCUGUGAAACACGUUGGGUUCAUCCCUCUUUUCACUCGGCGUAUAGCAGCAGUAAACAGUCGUUUCCUCAUCAGCUUGUCUUUUUUCCCCCUCUCUUGAACCUAAUACGAAAUAUGCAGCUUGUAUUGCGAAGCACUGCUACAGAGCGCUGACACUAGAGACUCCCUGCUAAAAACGUCUCGUCACAGAAGACUUUUACCAUGUUCACAGUCUCACACACGUUUUUUUAAAAUCCAUUUAUGUGGAGUGUCUUAUACAAUUCCUUGUCUACAUGGUUAACUACAGAAAUCAUAACAUAUCGAAUUGUGCGUUAUUAUAAACACGUCAUUUGUCUUGUCAUUUGUCAGCGCGGUUGUAGAAGUCAUUUUAUUUCACUAUAAUAAGCUCAUGCGUUCAGCAGUUUGUGACAUUUCAUUCCCGAGGUCUUCGGAGCAUGACGUUCGUUCAUCUUUUAAGCACAACUAGUUUUUAUCUCGCAGGUUCUGGCUUUUCUUAAGAACAGGAGAACAUUUCCAUUCAGUUGUUUAUCAUCUAAAAAUAUGGCUCCAGAUCUACUUCAGGACUCGGCGAGUCCGGUUCUUUCUGUGCUUGAUCCUCUUCCAUGUAAACAUGAGCGACACACUUUCUGAUGAACUUUCUGGCUCGGGUGGGGUUUGGAUGUUGAAACGGAACAAAUGUGGUCAGAACUCACUUCUGUUUUGUACUGUUAUCAUUAUCGACUUUUUAGAUCUCAUUUCUAGCCUCACAGAAGUAACACAGAUCGGAAAUGACCGACAAAUCUCAAAGUAAAGGCACCACAUGGACAGGGUGGAGUGAUUUUUCCUUGGCUUCUGUGGUUGUUAGAUGUUCCUGAUGUUAUUAGACUAGAUUUUUUUAUUAACAAAGAAGAGAGUAUCAUAUUAUAUUCACUAUUUUGAGUUGUGAGUAGAAAUUCACAUAUGAACAUUUUGAUGGUGUAUUAUAAAUUAGAGGCUAAUAUCAUUGUGUAAGGCUUGAGUGGGCAGGCUUUUAUUUUUUCCUGUAGCGCUAACGGCUCUUGCUCAGAAGCUGCUGUGUUGCAAUGUAGUGUUUAGCACCAUAGGAAAUUGACAUGGGCUGUAUGGACAUGACUUUUUUUGGUUUUCAGUUUGUCUUACCUUUUCAUAUGCAGCAGCAGUGAUCUUUGUCUGUAUAGCUCCCGUUUCUUUUAUGCUGGACAUUGACCUCUUUAUUUAGUAAAAUACUUUUUGUUUUUAGGAUAUAACUGUACCCUGGAUAUUAGUUAUUAAUGACUUUGUUUAACAGAUUACGGUUGGGUGAAGUUACACAUCCAGAAUAAGUCCUGUUCAUAAUUACAGCUCAGGCGUCCUGUGUUUCUACUGAUGAUAAACUUUCUUUUUUUUUUUUUUUGCUCUGGCUCUGCACUGUACAUCUUUAACAAGCGUUCUCAUUCUCUGCAAGCGAAAUCACAGUGUAGUUGAUUCAAGAUGGAAAAUGCUAAAUCAACUGUCUGAUUCUUUGUAUGUCUGCUCCUAAAUAAAGCAAAAGAAUUAUAUUCUCA
Molecule: messenger RNA, 3621 nt
Organism: Ictalurus furcatus (blue catfish)
Lineage: Eukaryota; Metazoa; Chordata; Actinopteri; Siluriformes; Ictaluridae
Gene: tpd52
Product: tumor protein D52
Exons: 6
Coding region: 113-676 (187 amino acids)
Biological process (GO): B cell differentiation
Cellular component (GO): cytoplasm
Source: RefSeq, a predicted model, not a curated record